Molecule: messenger RNA, 1462 nt
Organism: Telopea speciosissima
Lineage: Eukaryota; Viridiplantae; Streptophyta; Magnoliopsida; Proteales; Proteaceae
Product: DAR GTPase 2, mitochondrial
Exons: 9
Coding region: 79-1200 (373 amino acids)
Cellular component (GO): mitochondrion
Molecular function (GO): GTPase activity; GTP binding
Source: RefSeq, a predicted model, not a curated record
GAGACUGGUGAGUUUCAUGGCGAUGGAUUUUGAAUUUCUACCCGUUACUCUACUUUGAGCUUUUUGAGGUUCUUGGCAAUGGCGACUGCUGCAUUGGCAAGGUGUUUGGGGGAUGCCGUCAAGAAGGCAGGAGCUAACAAAGGGCCGGGAUGGUUCACUACUCACAUGGCUGCAGCCUCUCGCGCUAUUCUGGAGCGGAUUCCUUUGGUCGAUUUUACCCUAGAAGUCAGAGAUGCAAGGAUUCCGAUUUCAUCAGCAUAUGAAGACCUGAGGGACUUUUCAUCGUCCUCAACGCGUAUCAUAGUGUUGAACAAGAUGGACCUGGCUGAUCGCUUGCAAACACAGGAGUGGUUGAAGCAUUUUGGGGAACAAAACUGCAUUUGCUAUGGAAUCAAUUCUCAUAACAAGGAUAAUAUAAAAGAGUUUCUGAACUUUCUACAAGCUCGAGUCAGAGAAUUGAACAAGCUUGGUCAGCCUAAACAUACCAUAACUAUGAUGCUGGUUGGAAUUCCCAAUGUUGGUAAGUCAGCUCUUGCCAACUCUCUCCAUCAAAUUGGGAGGAUCAGUGCUGCAGAGAAGGGAAGGCUGAAGCGUACAAUAGUGAGUCCAGUGCCAGGGGAGACAAAAGACAUCAGCAGUUUAAAGAUUGCAAGUCAUCCCAACAUUUAUAUCUUGGACACACCGGGUGUGUUGCCUCCUGAGAUUCUUGAUGCUGAAGUUGGUGCUAAACUAGCUUUAACUGGAGCUAUUAAGGAUUGUUUGGUUGAGGAACAAGAACUUGCUCAGUAUUUCCUAGCUAUUUUUAACUCAAGUGAUGUGUACAAGCAGUGGAAGAACUUGCCUAGUGAGGAGAAUGACAGAUCAUCUGAAGACCACAAAGUGAAGCUCUUAGGAACCCCUGAGGCAGACAUAAGGAGACGCAAGCAAUAUCCCACCGAUCACACACAGGAUUGUGUUGUACGGUCUGUUCGGAGAACCCUUUUUGAGACAGUAUCCUCAUUCAAGGGUAACCUGGAAAAUGAAGAGGAGAUGGGCGAGCUGAUUGAGGCUCAGUUUGUGGCCUUGCGGGAAGUUUUUCAUGUGCCUUUGGGAUCAGAUGAAGAUGGAAUAUAUAAAGUUGCAAUGAAGCUACUCAAUCUGUAUCGAACUGGUAGACUUGGUCAUUAUACUUUGGAUGCUAUUCUGAGGAAUUCUCACUAGCUUAUUUUCCAUAUGGUUAUAAAUUGUAAUGGUUCCUGUGCAGAAAGAAGAAAAAAUAAUUCUCCUCAAAAUAUGAAUUCUAAAAUUUAUAUGACUUCGUGAAAAAUCAAUUUGAAAAAUAAUUCAAGUUUAUGUGUUUGAUCAAUUGUGAAUUAACUAACCUACAAUUUGAUAAAUAUGGAUUAUGUCGUACGAUACAUUGAUAUAUAAGACCAGGAUCCUAUCAAUAAUUUAAGACAACAAGAUUGAUGCACUUCAAUUA